Molecule: messenger RNA, 918 nt
Organism: Alligator sinensis (Chinese alligator)
Lineage: Eukaryota; Metazoa; Chordata; Crocodylia; Alligatoridae
Gene: AGR2
Product: anterior gradient 2, protein disulphide isomerase family member
Exons: 8
Coding region: 127-648 (173 amino acids)
Cellular component (GO): endoplasmic reticulum
Molecular function (GO): dystroglycan binding
Source: RefSeq, a predicted model, not a curated record
CUCGUGGGUGGAGUUGAGGUGUGCCAAGGUACAUAAGUAGGCAUUAUGAGCCCUACAGGUUCACACUGAAACUUGGAACACUUUCAUAGCUCUUCAGACAGGUGGGAGAGAAAACAAGCACUAGUCAUGGAGAAGAAUUAUAUUUCAAUGUUCCUGCUGCUUGUUGCUGUUGCCUAUACCCUUGCUAAAGAUUUUGGGGCUAAGGACAAAAAGGACACAAAUGAGUAUAAACCAAAAUUGCCUCAAACUCUCUCCAGAGGUUGGGGUGAUCAGCUGAUCUGGACUCAGACUUAUGAAGAAGCCUUGUUUAGAGCCAAGUCUGGUAACAAACCCAUAUUGAUUAUUCAUCAUUUAGAGGACUGCCCACACAGUCAAGCACUGAAGAAAGUAUUUGCUGCACACAAAGAAAUACAGAAAUUAGCUGAAAAGUUUGUUCUUAUUAAUCUUGUUUAUGAAACAACAGACAAGCAUCUUUCACCUGAUGGCCAGUAUGUCCCUCGAAUUAUGUUUAUUGAUCCUUCCCUGACAGUAAGAGCAGACAUUACUGGAAGAUACUCAAACCGUCUCUAUGCAUAUGAGCCUUCAGAUAUCUCAUUGUUGUAUGCAAAUAUGGAGAAAGCUCUGAAACUGCUGAAGACUGAACUUUAAGGCAAAGAAAUUGAAGAGCCAAGAUGUCUGAUUUCUUUCUCUCCUCUGCUCACUGGCAUCAGUGAAGAAAUUAGCUAGGUGGAUCUUUAGAAGUACACAGCGCUGGUUUAUAUGCAAAACAGUAUGGUUAUAUGUUAACACUUUUGUACUGGGCAGCAUUUUAAGGCCUGAUUACUUUUUUUAAAAAGCAUACAGGUGUAUAGUGUAUGCUCCGACUGUAAAAAAAUAUGAUUUUUAAGAAAAUAAAUCCAUUUUCAGGUGUUUACAAAA